Molecule: messenger RNA, 1199 nt
Organism: Paramuricea clavata
Lineage: Eukaryota; Metazoa; Cnidaria; Anthozoa; Malacalcyonacea; Plexauridae
Source: the annotation of a GenBank genome assembly
AUGGAGGAACAUAGUGACCGUGAUGGUGACGUCGAAGCGGAAUUAUCUGCAGAAUUAUUUGGACAAGAAGUCGAAGACGAGACAGAGAGUGCGGCCAUGCCGCCAGAAACUUCACAGACGCCUGCAGCGUCUAGUCGCGAAAUUAACACCUUGACCCUAGCGACAGUUAAACUAACAGAACGACUGUCAAACCAGGAGUCCCCUUCCGUGAAGGAGACUCAAACAGCAAACAAACGUGCGGCUGAAAAAUCGGCAGAAAAUCAUGUUCCCGCCAAACGACAGUGUUCUGUUUCGCAGUCUCUGAGGCCGUCCAAGAUGGCGAAGGCGACUGCGACGAAUUGAUUAACCGCAUGCUCCAUGCAGGUCAAGAUCAAGACGACUUAGUCCCCGAAGAAGAAGGGGAAAAUUCUGAUGACCAAGCCCUCAAAGAGCUUCUCAAAGAAUUCAUCUCCGAAGACAUGCCUGGUGAGAGUUUACAAAGCGCACAACUUGCGAAGCUUGUAAACAAAAUGUUCCGAACUAAAAUGGCUGACCAGGCAGUAAAAGACAAACUGGCCAGACAAGCACGCUCAGCUAACUGCGAACAUGCUAUAGCAACAAGGGUAAACCCAGGCAUAUGGCGUAGACUCCGUGAGUUUACGAAAAAACGAGAUCUUCAAUAUUAUUAUUUCGGCCUUCAACAAAUGCUUGUGAAGGCAAUCCUGCCUGUCACACGCCUAGUUGACAUUUCAAUGGGCGACAAAACGCUCGACAUGGAGAAAACGCAGGUCAUAAAACGGCAGGGGCUUGAGGCUCUGUCCUUACUUAUACAUGUAAACUAUGAGCUAAACACGCAGCGGAAAAUGGGUAUGAAACCUGAUAUAGGUAAAGAUUAUGCUGCCCUGUGUUCAGCACAGCUGCCCUUCACGGACAUGUUAUUUGAGACAGUUCACUCUUUGGUCUCUGCUCAACGAACACAAACUAUCCAAUUAUUAAAACAGAGCAAGCCCACAUGUAAUCACCUGAAACCAAUUGAAUUUCAUCGUUAUCUGCUUGAUGACAGGCUUUGUAUUGUCACAAUCCUGGACGAAUACCUACAGAGAGCAGGCCCUCCCAGGAAAAACCCUCAACUGUUGCUGCGUCAUGCUGCACCACAUGGCCCUGCAUCUAAAGACACCAUUGCCAGAUGGUUAAACAGGUUAUGUCAGAUGCCGGCAUAG